AAAAACAAGUUUGAGCGAAGUUUCCGGCGAUACUUUUAUAUCUUAUGUCUCUUGCCACUUGGGAUCUUAAAACAAAUAUAUGUACAUUUUAAAAUGAAAAUAAAUUUAGGCGAUACUAAUGAGGGAGAAAUAAAGUCUUUUUGUGACAGUUGCCAUUUACUUAUAGAGUUGACAACAAACUAAAAGAAGAAGAUAUCCCCUUGAAAUGUACGAGAAAAACUUUCGCCUUAAAAAUCUUAUGUUAUAAUAUUCAUUUGUUCGUUAUAAUCUCUUUAAUGUUUAUUUCCUACUCGAAAUCUUACGUCCGCUUCUCCGUGAAGAGGAAGGUAACAUAUUAUAGGUGUCGAAAAGACAAGGUACUCCUUCGUCAUAGUCUUAAUAGUUUACAUUCAUUUCCUAUGCUCAUUUCUAUUUUCACUCGAAUAGCCCAAUACAUUGGAACUCAAACGUUUUUUUUUUCUCCAUACAAAUGACCAGUUAGCUCACAUGUCGCAUGCCUAUCCAAGUUUUAAAAAAGGCUGAUGUCGACGUGAUGCGCGUCUGCUAUACUAGCCGAAAUGUUUUAUAAUUGUUUUCUACUAAAAUCUUUUAAAUGUCAACCACUGUUAUCCUAAAUCAACACAUGCUAUGAUAGAAGAUAUCAGAUUUCGUUUUAAUGUUUUGAAUAUCGAUACGACUACAAUAUUUUUAUUUGAAUUAUUAAUUUUCAACAUUGAUACUACGAUGGUUGUUUAUUUUUGCCAAUGGAUAUUUGCUGUUUACCUGCUGAACAUUUGUUUAAUAGACGGGCAUAAUGACCACAUGUGGGUGAAGUAUAGAAACAAGGACUUUAUGCUAGUCCAUCAACAAAUGACAUGGAUGGAAGCUCAGAGUGUAUGUUAUUCACUUGGCGGUUUUCUUGCAACUGUAUCAAAUUCUGAUGAAAUGAUGUUUAUCAAGUCAAUGACAAACGUACAUCCUAACACGGUUUGGUUGGGCGGUACAGACAUGUUUGCGGAAGGAAGAUGGGUAUGGGUAGAGAAUUUAGAGCCAAUCUCAUACAACCACUGGUAUACAAGUAGUCAUGAACCAUCCGGAGGAUUGGCGCAGAAUUGUAUGAUUUGGUAUAACAGUAACGGAUAUUUUUGGCAUGAUGGUUCCUGCAAGUCUAACUUCAAAUUUGUCUGUCAGCGUUAUUCAAAGAGGAAAGAACAGUGAAGACAUAUUUUAUUAUAGGAUUCAAAUAAAAAAAAA
This is a messenger RNA of Mytilus trossulus (common blue mussel), 1233 nucleotides long. Its product is annotated as perlucin-like protein. The record is from RefSeq and is a predicted model, not a curated record. The coding region runs from base 628 to 1197 and encodes 189 amino acids. The transcript has 5 exons. NCBI's taxonomy places the organism in Eukaryota, Metazoa, Mollusca, Bivalvia, Mytilida, Mytilidae.